AUGAAGGUGUUGACCAUUACAGCUGCCAUUCUUUCUUCUGUUGUCCUGGCAGGCCCAGGUGUCAUAGCAGAAACAUUGAAGUAUAAUCGCGACUAUGACUACGCUCAAAAUACUGCACUUACCUUAUUUUCCUGCUCAGACGGUGCCAAUGGUCUUAUGACAAGAUACGGGGUAAACAACCUCCAACAACUGCGGAACAAGUUACAAGCAAAUACAUAUGUCGGCGCGUCGCCUGCUGUGACAAAGUGGAAUGAUCCAAACUGCGGGAGAUGCUUUAGAGCAACGAACCCCAGCAAUAAUAAGGCAUUGAACUUUGUGGUUAUCGAAGGAAACUCUGGUGUUGUGACUGGUGAAGAGGGAUUUCGUCUUCUGUCCCCCUCUGGAACCACUUCGGAGGGUACACUUACUGUGAACAUCGCAGAGCUGUCAUCUCAGAGUUGCUGGAAAUGA
Molecule: messenger RNA, 450 nt
Organism: Aspergillus fischeri NRRL 181
Lineage: Eukaryota; Fungi; Ascomycota; Eurotiomycetes; Eurotiales; Aspergillaceae
Exons: 1
Coding region: 1-450 (149 amino acids)
Source: RefSeq, a predicted model, not a curated record